AUGAAGCGUGACGCAUACGGCGACGACGGCCCAAUGCACAAGCGGCAGCGUCCAACCGACGAUGAAGUCACCUUUCUCAUCCCCAGCAAGGUGGCGGGGUCUAUUAUCGGAAAAGGUGGCUCCAAUAUCUCCAAGUUGAGAAAUGAGUACAAAGCCUCUAUAACAGUCCCAGAUUGCCCCGGCCCCGAACGGGUUCUGUCGAUAACCGCCUCUGAUAUCGACACUAUUUUGGAAAUCGUGAAGGACAUUCUGCCGAGUUUGGCCGAUGGCGGAAUCAAGUCCAGCGCCGAAGAUCUGGACGUCCGUCUACUGAUACAUCAGAGUCGCGCUGGUUGCGUGAUAGGAAAGGCCGGCACUAAGAUCAAGGAGCUGCGAGAGAAAACCGGCGCCCGGCUGAAGAUAUUCUCGAGCACGGCGCCACAGAGCACCGAGCGUGUAGUGCAGCUGGUGGGCAGCAAGGAGUCCGUGGCGGCGGGAGUUCGGGAGGUCCUGGAACUCAUUCGCCAGGUGCCGAUCAAGGGCGCCAUCCAGAACUACGACCCGCACAACUACGACGACUACUACGCGGAGGAGUACGGCGGCUUCGGGGGCGGGCCGGGCGCGGUGAGGGGCGGCCGCGGCGUGGGCGGGGGCGGCGGCGGCGGAGGCCCCCCUCGCGCGCCCCGCCCCCCGCCCCCGGCGCGCGGACCCCGCCCCCCUCCGCCGCGCGCGGUGCCCCCCGGCCCGCGGGGUGGCUUCGGCGACUACGCGGGCCCCCCGCCCCGCGCCGGCUUCAACGGCCCCCCGCGCGGCAACUUCGGCGGCGGCGGCGGCAACUUCCCCGGCGGCGGCGGCAACUUUGGCGGCGGUUUCGCGCGCGGCGGCGGCGGCGGCAACCAGCAGGAGACCAGCACCCAGGUCACCAUACCGAAGGAUCUGGCCGGUGCGAUAAUCGGCAAGGCGGGCUCGCGGAUCCGCAAGAUCCGCGCCGAGAGCGGCGCCGGCAUCGAGAUCGCCGAGCCGCAGCCGGGCUCGAGCGACCGCAUCAUCACCAUCACGGGCACCCCGCAGCGCAUCCAGAUGGCGCAGUACCUGCUUCAGCAGAGAAUGUUCGAAGAGUUCCCCGACUUGGCUCCCAACCAGACUAAAAUUAAUAGAAUUAAU
Messenger RNA from Iphiclides podalirius (scarce swallowtail), 1143 nucleotides. The record is from the annotation of a GenBank genome assembly. NCBI's taxonomy places the organism in Eukaryota, Metazoa, Arthropoda, Insecta, Lepidoptera, Papilionidae.